GUGUGUAUAUAGUAAAAGUUGAAGAGCAAAAUUUAGAAGGGUGGAAGGAGGAGAUGGAAGGGUCAAAGGGCUCAAGAAUUGCUUCACUGAUCCUAAGAAUUCUGACCUUCAUUUUGAUCUUCAUUUCUCUCAUAAUCAACGCCACCAAUUCCAAAACUUUCAACAAAGGCGCUGAAAAUGAAACAACAUUUAAGUUUAAAGAUGUUUAUUCUUAUCGAUAUUUGAUAUCAACUACGGUUAUUGGAGCUGUUUUGAGUCUACUUCAAAUCGCUCUCAACAUUUACAACGUCGUUACCAAAAGCCAUCGAACUCUACUCUUCGAUAUGUUCAGCGACAAACUGUUGUCGUAUCUUCUACUGUCGGGAGCCUCGGCGGGGUUAGGUGCUGGCAUCGAUUUGAGAGUCGGUCUUAAAGAGCUGGUUGGCAACCUUUUAAACUCGUUUUUCGACAAGGGAAAUGCUUCGGCGGCUGUUCUUCUCCUUGCGUUUAUUUGCGCUGCCGUUGUCUCAAUUCUCUCUUCCUUGGCCCUCAUCAGGAAGCCUUGAAAAUAUUGUGUUGGUCUUCCAUAUUUGCUUUGUAUUGAUAAAAUAUAGUUUUUAAUAUUUGUUUAACAAAAAUUAGGAACAAUCUCAUAUUAUAUAAAUUAUGAAUUAUUUUUUCUUU
This is a messenger RNA of Cucurbita moschata (crookneck pumpkin), 663 nucleotides long. Its product is annotated as CASP-like protein 4D1. The record is from RefSeq and is a predicted model, not a curated record. NCBI's taxonomy places the organism in Eukaryota, Viridiplantae, Streptophyta, Magnoliopsida, Cucurbitales, Cucurbitaceae. The coding region runs from base 54 to 545 and encodes 163 amino acids. The transcript is spliced from 3 exons.